AUGGCGCAAAAUUCAAAAGUGGAUAGAGGUUUAGGUAUUUCAGGUUGCUUAGGCACUUCUAGCUUUGGCAAAGUUGGAAAUUCAGGCUUUGAAAUUUUUGGUAGCUCGGGUUUUGGCAAUGCUGGUAACUCCGGCUUGGGCAAAGGAGGAAGCUCGUGUUUUGGUGGGAGUUCUUCUGGCUUUGGCAAUGUUGGAAGUUCUGGCUUUGGCAGUGUUGGUAUCUCAGGUUUUGGCAACGUUGGAACUUCAGGUUUUGAAGCCUCAAGUUUUGGCAUUGUGGGCAAUUCUGACUUAGGCAAUUCAUGUUUUGGUGGGACCUCUGGUUUCGGCAAUGUUAACACCUCGGGUUUUGGAAUUGUGGCCAACUCGGGCUUAGGUAAUUCAGUUUUUGGUGGGAGCUCUGACUUUGGCAUUGUUGGGACCUCAGGUUUUGGCACUAUAGGCAACUCGAGCUUAGGUAAUUCAGGCUUAGGUGGGAGCUCUGGCUUUGGCAAUUUUGGCACCUCGGGUUUUGGCACUAUGGGCAACUCGGGCUUAGGUAAUUCGGGUUCUAUUGGGAGCUCUGGCUUUGGCACCUCGGGUUUUGGUGGGAGCUCCGGCUUUGGCAAUGUUGGCACUUCGGGUUUUGGGGGCAACUCUGGUUUUGGCAAUGUUGGAUUCUCCGGUGAGGUCUCCGAGAGACGUCGUGCCUCAACUCGAAAUGUGUCUCCACAUAUUGACAAUAAAGCUAUCAACAAUAACAAGAAAAAAGGGGUGUGCUUAUUGCAAGCCAUUGUUCUAACCAGAAAAAAGUGA
Messenger RNA from Olea europaea var. sylvestris, 795 nucleotides. RefSeq names its product ATP-dependent RNA helicase glh-2-like. The record is from RefSeq and is a predicted model, not a curated record. Bases 1 to 795 code for a protein of 264 amino acids. Lineage: Eukaryota; Viridiplantae; Streptophyta; Magnoliopsida; Lamiales; Oleaceae. The transcript has 2 exons.